AUGAUCUUUUUUCACAUGAGUGAAUAUCUUCUGAUCCUGCUCAAGGUUUGCUAUAUCUCUGCAGCUUUGACAUCAAGCAUUCAUUCAUCGGAAAAACCAGCCUGUGACGAGCUAGGAAGGGUGUUUCUUCAAAGCAACAUGAAUGAAAAUAGUCAUCCCCAACAGCUGUUCCAGUUCUUUCCAACUCCUCCCAACUUGCAAUCAGAGGAAAAGAAAAGUACUCCCGAAAGGCUAGAGCUGAGCCAAAUGCCGCCGGCAUUAGACUCGCAUAUCGAAGGGGCAGUCUAUCGUGACCGUCAAGGCAGGAAAAGACCAUUGCAUGUGUGGCCAUGUCAGGAGAGCGAAGUCGCCGCAGCCAACCAUAAAUCAGCAAGCAAAAAAGUAAAACUAGACCUGAGUCUAACCCUGGGUCCUCCUUCGGAUUCUGAUUUGGGUUACUGUUGGCAGCAAGAAUCAGCAAUCAUAGCAGUGCCUAAAAUGAUCAUCAAACAGUAA
Molecule: messenger RNA, 495 nt
Organism: Puccinia triticina
Lineage: Eukaryota; Fungi; Basidiomycota; Pucciniomycetes; Pucciniales; Pucciniaceae
Exons: 3
Coding region: 1-495 (164 amino acids)
Source: RefSeq, a predicted model, not a curated record